Messenger RNA from Psylliodes chrysocephalus, 375 nucleotides. The record is from the annotation of a GenBank genome assembly. Lineage: Eukaryota; Metazoa; Arthropoda; Insecta; Coleoptera; Chrysomelidae.
AUGGAUAAACGAGAAGCCAAUGUAUCUGAUAUUAGCAUAGGAAGUAGAAAACGCAAAACAAAUGAGACAAGACGGCCGAUGCAAAAAAAGCUAACAUACAAAGAUGACGAUACGGAUUUGAUUAAUUUUAAAAAGGUUUGCGAUUAUAAAGGACCUACAUAUCGGUGUGAAAAUAUUGCAGUAAAUGAUGUACGUGAUUUACGAAGCAAAAUUUUUGACACUAAUAAUAAAGUGGAUCAGGAUACUAAAUUGUGCCAUUACAUGUUAGUAGUACCGAUUGAUAGAAAAAGUCCUCCAAAGGGGGCACAAUCCAGAAGUCGCAAUUUUUCGGUGCAUUAUUUUCUGUCCAAAAGAGUGUACAAGAAUAAAAUUUAG